AUGUCCGCGAAGACUCGCGUCGACAACGUCCACGAACGCACUGAUUACCUCUUUAAGAUUAUCGCGGCGAUUACGUUCGCGAAGACGUUAAUGACUCCGUGCCACAAUACUACCCAGGUACUACACUAUAUAAUUCGCGACAAUUUGCCCGCGUGGAUUAUCAAGCCAAGUACCACGGCGGCUGCCGUGACUGUUGUGCGUGAUUUACUGCAACUACCGCAGUCGACGCGCUCCGUCCACUGA
Messenger RNA from Aphanomyces astaci, 243 nucleotides. RefSeq lists its product as hypothetical. The record is from RefSeq and is a predicted model, not a curated record. The transcript is spliced from 2 exons. The coding region runs from base 1 to 243 and encodes 80 amino acids. NCBI's taxonomy places the organism in Eukaryota, Oomycota, Saprolegniomycetes, Saprolegniales, Verrucalvaceae.